Messenger RNA from Dermatophagoides pteronyssinus (European house dust mite), 1840 nucleotides. Its product is annotated as RCC1 and BTB domain-containing protein 2-like. Gene Ontology annotation, molecular function: guanyl-nucleotide exchange factor activity; protein binding. Gene Ontology annotation, cellular component: cytoplasm. NCBI's taxonomy places the organism in Eukaryota, Metazoa, Arthropoda, Arachnida, Sarcoptiformes, Pyroglyphidae. The record is from RefSeq and is a predicted model, not a curated record.
UCAAUCUAAUCUAAUCAUUAUCGGGGAGUUUUUCUGUAAUAUAAGCAUUAUGGUAUUGAUGAAAUGUUGAUGGUUUGUUUGUGUUUUUAUUGUAGUUAUUGCACAUACACACAAUACUUUGAUUUUGAUAAUUUGGCUCAAAUAUAUUUGAUGGUUUGUUUGUGUAUGUUGUGUAUCAUUGUUGAACAUUGCUCAGAACCAAACUGAAUUUUCCAUAAAAAACGAUGAAACAAAUACCAAUCGACACUUGUAUAGAUAUCCAAUUAUUUGAAAACGAUUUAAAAGAUAUCGAUCGAAAAUUUAUUAGAAAAAUUGUUUAUAUUUAUAAAAUAUCUGCAUUCAGAAAUCAUAUUGGUUUUCUAUUCAUAACUAACCAUUCUACUUAUGUUUAUGGGCAUGAAAUAUGCAAAUGGCUAUCGUUACAACAUGAUUCUAAACGACCACAAGAGAUUGAUAUUUUUGAUGGCCAAAAAAUCAUUCAAAUCGAUUCCGGUGAUAAAUUUGUUGUUGUUUUAACUAACGAUGGAUUGGUUUAUCUAGCCAGUAAUGACAAUUCAAAAUGGCGAACAAAAAAUACUUUUCGAUUAAUAUCCACCGGUAAUGAUCGUUUUGAAAUGAUAGCAUGUGGAAAAUAUCAUUUGUUAUUGUUAGGACGAGAUGGCGCUGUUUAUGCUUUGGGUGAUAAUCUUUUUGGUCAAUUGACCGGUAAUGUAUUGUCAUCGUAUGAUGUUCUGGUCAACACUUAUUUAAAAAAUGUUAAAUUGAUAGCUUGUGGAGCUAAACAUUGUCUUGCUCUCACCAAUGCCAAUACAAUUUGUUCCUGGGGCUGGAAUAAGUUUGGCCAAUUAGGUCUAGGCAAUAAAAGUAGUCGAAGAACACCUUCACCAGUAUUAUUUUCAAAUGAUAGCCCAAUCAAAAAUAUCAUGGCCGGAGCAUGGUAUUCGUUAUUUUUAUUGGAGAAUGGUCAAAUUUUUGGAUGUGGUUAUUAUCAACGUUCUCUCAAUGAUCAAAAGCAAGAUGCAAAAGUGCCAACCAAAAUUGCGAUUGAAAAUGUUCAAAGUGUAGCUUGUAAGAAUGAUGAUUUAUUUUCAUUGGCUUUCGAUCAAUCAUCCAAUUAUUAUGUAUGGGGUAUGAUGAGAGAUGAAGAAUUCGUAUCGCCCAAAAAAGUGGACCAUCAACCGGAAUCAUUUGCAGCCGCAUCGGCAAUAUUAUGCAAAUCACCAAUGACAUAUGGUCUAACAUUAACAAUCGAUAUAUUCGAAUCAACUGAUUCAAUAUCAUUUAUUGGAUUAUUGGAUAAUCCAGAUAAUUAUGAUGUUGAGUUUAUUAUCGGUAAUGAACGCAUAUUGGCUUCCAAAUGUCAUCUGAAAAUGUCAUCCAAAUAUUAUAGUCGAAUGUUUUCGGGUGUUUGGCAAGAAAAUGAUAAAGUGAUCAUCAAAGAUUAUAAUUAUGAUGUUUAUUAUUCAUAUCUAGUAAUGUUGCAUAAUGGCAACGUUCGAAUCAAUCAAUCCAAUAUAGCUCAACUUAUCGAUUUGGCCAAUUGCUAUGGUGAUGAAAGAUUAAUGAAGCAUUGUCGAUCAUUUAUACGAAGAAAUCUUAACGAACAAACAUUAUUCACCUAUCUUCCGUUAAUUAGUAAUUAUCAACUUGAUGGAAUGAAUGACAAACUUGUUGAAAUAACUAUUGAAGAUGUUUUACCAAAAAUUACUGAUAAUCUUUUGGAAAACAAGGAAAAUGUUACCAAAUUUCUUGAAUUGAUAAUAUCCGAAUCCUUUAUUAAGAAGGAAUAGUAAUAUUUUUGUUAAACUAUUUUUUAAAUUAUUUUAUUUAUAAACAAAAU